This is a messenger RNA of Penicillium riverlandense, 2619 nucleotides long. RefSeq names its product aromatic acid exporter family protein. The record is from RefSeq and is a predicted model, not a curated record. Lineage: Eukaryota; Fungi; Ascomycota; Eurotiomycetes; Eurotiales; Aspergillaceae. The transcript has 6 exons. The coding region runs from base 1 to 2619 and encodes 872 amino acids.
AUGUGGUGUUCUGUCCGGGCUCGAGCCAACACGACCCAUAUUCAGAAGGCGAAUGGCGGUGGCCCAGUCACUGGUGCUCCCAUCAGUCCGUUUAAUGCCGCUGCUAGUGUUAAUAUGGCAAUCUGGCUUUUCUUUGAGGUGUGGUUGGCUAACAUGUUCCGCGCAUUUCGACCUCAGUAUUUCGUCUCAUCCAUAGUAUUUUCCAUCUUCAUCCAAGUUGCAGCUACCUAUGGAACUCGCCUUGCUACUAUGGAUGAAGUUUCAUCUUUAAUCAAACGCUUGACUCAGGCGUUUUUUGCAGGCUUUGGACUAUCCGCCGCGGUCAAUGUGUUAAUUCUUCCGUUCACAUCUCGAAAGUUGGCCGUUUUGCGCAUAGGGAAUAAUUUUUAUUCGAUACAGAAAGCACUUAAAGCCCAACGUCAUUUCAUGCAAUCCCUGUCCUCCCGUGAGUGGUUUUCUGUGCUGGAAUCAGGCGACGUCCAAUGCAACUCUCAGCAGAACACAAUAUCAUGGCCGGAAGCAGAUUCGCUGAAAGAUGCAAUCAUGGAUAUUGCCAAGGGUUUUGCAGAGAUCAAAGCAGAGUUGCGCUAUGCAAAACGUGAAGCUGGUUGGGACCAUUUGGGGCCGAAGGAACUGGUAGAGCUUACUCGCUUACUGAAGAGCAUACUAGCGUCGAUACUAUGGAUGAAAUCUCUCAUUGAAGUCGCUACCCGCAUUGAGAAGCGAGGAGGUUGGGACUAUUUCAGAGGAGGGUCCGGUAUUUCUCAUCCAGUGACUGGUGAGGUGGAGAAGCAGCAGUGGAAUUGGAUAUUCGAACAGACUCUCCGUCCUACAGAGCAACUCUCGCAAGCCAUGGAUGAUGGAAUCGACCAUGUCGCGUGCUCUCUUCGCUUUCGGAAGUCGCCUGCCGCGUCUAGAUCAGACCGUGAAGCAAAUGCAGAUGUCGCAGCCAAGCAGCUGGAGCAAAUGAUUGGAAAUUACCUUAAACAGCAACAAGACCCACUGAAAACCUGGCUCUCUUGGAAAGAUAUGGAUAGCCCGUUUCAAGUGGAAGCACUGAAGAGCGGUCAGAAGCCAGCAGACUCUCAAAUACGUAAGCGGCAUCAACUUCAGCUAUACUUUCUCCUCGAUUUGCAAUAUUCAUUUGUUGAAACCGCGAGAAGGAUCCUGGAUCUGGUCAGAUAUGCUGAUUCAAGGGUCGUUGAUGGUGUUAUGAAGAAAAAAAGACUCAUCAUACCAACGUGGAAACAAAUGAGAAAAUGGUUCUGGGCUUUGCUAGCUAGGGAAGAUCGAGAGUUGGAUUACCAGAAUUACACCAGGCGCUCCGGCACUGUCAGGGUAUACCUUGAUGAUGUUCUCCAGACUGGAACGGAUGCAGAACACCUCCCCUCUGAGACAGUAUGGGAGAAGGUCACUGAUAAAUUCCGGAUCGUUCUUCGUUUAUUUGGCUCUCCUGAAUCCUUCUUCGGUUUCAGAGUCGCCGUGGCCACCAUGACCAUUGCCAUUGUUGCCUUCCUCAGAAACUCACAGAUAUUCUACAUCCAGCAACGUCUCGUCUGGGGAUCGAUCAUGGUUGCAAUUAGCAUGACAGAAACAACUGGAUCUGGUAUUUACGGGCAAUUUGAGAGAUUGCUUGGAACGGCAGCUGGGAUGGUGUUGUCGUACAUUGACUGGUAUAUAGUUGACGGACAGCCAGCAGGGGUCAUUGUCUUUUUUGGCAUCACCAUGGUCUUGUCCAACACUCUAUAUUUGAAGCUACCAACUGAUCCAGUCUUGCCAACUAUAACAAUGGCCACCGUGUCCUUGAUUGUGGGCUAUGCGCUUCAGACCAAGAAAGUCGGUAUUGCAGGCUCUGAAACCAACCUUCAGCAAUAUCAUCCACUGUUCGUGCUUUCACCUUACCGGCUAGCUACCGUCGUUGCUGGCGUCGGGGUUGCUUUUCUGUUUACGAAUUUCCCUCAUGGGGACAAGGAGAGUCCGGAGAAGGUCCUGGAGAAAGCUCACGCUAGGAUGCUUGCGAAGGAAAUUGUUCUUCUCCAGGGAAUGAAGCACCAUAAUACAUUCCUUGCUUGGGAACUUACAAUUGGAGGAAGGUUCCCGCAAGAUACGUAUGCCAAGUUGGUUCAGCAUUCACUGAAUAUGCUCUGCUGCUCGGAAAUAGUGGUGUCUAUCGCUAAUUCAUUGGAGAGCGUACUCACUAUCACCGACUCCGAGUUCUCCGAAACAUGGUUAGGAUGCUUCAAGCAACUAAGCACCACCUUGGAUUCAAGAUCACGGGAAGUAGCAUCGCUCCUCCACACUAUCUCAAGUGCUAUACUGGACGAUAAACCGAUCCCUUUCUAUCUCAAAGCGCCAAAACCAUGUCCCCUUACCGAGCUUAUCACCGAUCUCGAUGGGGGUCUUUUCAACGUGCAGCGUGUCUGCGAGCCCACCUACUCCGCGUUUGCAGCGAUGGAAAUAACCAUGGCCCUCAUAGCAGAUGAUGCGUCUCAACUGCUGUCUGAGACAAAGCGACUCGUGGGAAGGUUAGACUUCAUCAAAGAUUAUCCUACGAGCGCGAGUGGGCCGUUCGCUGAUAGCGAGCCAUAUCAACGGAGUGGAGAAAUCUUGGGAAGUUGA